GCGCGCUAUUUCAUGACGUGUUAAAACUAUCAACACCAACAGUCUGCCUGCUAAUUUUCCCCCUAAUAUCUAUUGUUGCCAUUGUUUGAGAUUUAGGAUUGAUGGGACCACAUGUGCUCUGGGAUUUGUCUAAGGUGUUUAAAAUACAUCGAAAGGGUUAGGGUUCAGAGGCCAGUAGUGGAGACUGUGUGUGUUUGACACCACUGUCCUCCAGGCUCCUGGACGCCUCAGGAGGGGGCAGGAUGUGAUGUCACAGCGGCGCUCCCUUCUUCCUGUCCGGCGGUGUGUGUGAGAGAGGUGGAGGCUCCACCCAGACGAACAGGAGAGAUGUUUGAGGUGAAACCCCGUGGCGUGGAGAAGAACGGCGGAAGCACAGAGACUGAUGACACCAGUAGCAGCAGUAAGCAGUGUGGUGGUGGGGGGUCGAUGGGCUCCCAGGGGUCAGAGUCUCUGUACCUGUAUGACAGCCAGGACUGGGUGAUCUCUCCCAUCUGCUCCCCUGAAGAGGAGCCCUGCCCCACCGCCAUCUCCCCCAUGCUGGCCGAGGAGACCUUCAGAUACAUGACUUAUCUUUCCCUGGCUCCCUCUUCCUACUCUCACCCAGGCUCCCGAGUCCUCAGUGCUGAUAGGGUGGAGCAGAUGACCAAGACCUACAAUGACAUUGAGGUUGUCACACACCUAUUGGCUGAGCGGGACCGGGACUUGGAGCUGGCCGCUCGGAUUGGUCAGUCUCUGCUUCAGAGGAACCACCUGCUCCAGGAACGAAAUGAGUCUGUGGAGGAACAGCUAGCACAGGCCCUGGACCAGGUGCACCAGCUACAACAUGAGCUGGGGAAAAAGGAUGAGUUGCUGCGGAUGGUGGCCAGCGCUUCGGAGGAGAGUGAGACUGAUUCCAGCUGCUCAACGCCGCUGCACCCCCGCCAACCCCUAGCACCAGCUGUGGCCCUCAGCCAGCUGGAGGCCCUGCAGGGGAAAAUGUCUGAUCUGGAAGAGGAGAACCUGGCCCUACGCUCUGAGGCCCGUCAUCUGAAGACGGAGACCAUCACCUUCGAGGAGAAAGAACAACAGCUGGUCAGCGACUGUGUCAAGGAGCUACGCGAGUCCAACAGUCAGAUGGUGAACCUAACAGAGGAGCUGUCCCAUAAGAGUGAAGAGGUGAUGCGACACCAGGAGGAGAUUUCCCAGCUCCUCUCCCAGAUAGUAGAGCUCCAACACCGCGUCAAAGAGCUGGCCCUGGAGAAAGAGGAGCUGAGGAUUCACCUACAGGCCUCGAAAGAUGCCCAGAGAUCACUCACUGCAGAGCUGAAUGAGCUAGCGGACCGUAAUGUAGAGUGUGUGGGGAUGCUACAUGAGUCUCAGGAAGAGAUCAAGGAGCUGCGCAGUAAGAACACUCCGUCUGCAGGCAUGAGACGACACCUGCCCUACGGACUCUUCCCCAUGGACUCCCUGGCAGCAGAGAUUGAAGGCACCAUGAGGAGAGAGCUGAGUGUCGAGGACGAGGUGGCUUUCCAGGACCAGAAAGUUUCCCAGAAGAAGGUGUUUCAGACUGUACGCGUGGUCAACGAGUCGGUAGAGCGAGCUGCGGCGAUGGCCACGCCCCCUAUCCCUGGCUCGGGAGGCAGCUGCCUGGUGAUGACGGCCCAGCCCUUCCUGUCCGCACAGGGGAUCGACCAAUCCCACGGCCGCGCCAAUAGGGAGGAGGUCCCGCUUGGCAAGCCUGGCGCACCAGGAGGAAAUGACCUCGUGUCGGCGCUGCACCGCCUCUCCCUGCGGCGGCAGAAUUUCCUGUGCGAGCGGCAGUUCUUCCAGGCGGAACGCGAAAAGAAGCUGGAGGCCCUGGCUGGGGAGGAAUCGGAUGUGGAGGGGAGUGGCUACAGCUCACCAAUGAGCAGCGUCAUGUCAUCCUUCACCAACCUAUCAGAGUUCUCGGUCUCGUCCAGCUGUUUUAAGACCUUUCUGCCUGAGAAGCUGCAGAUCGUCAAGCCCAUGGAGGGCUCUCUGACUCUGCACCACUGGCAGCAGCUGGCCAUGCCCCACCUGGGCACCAUCCUGGACCCCCACCCGGGCGUGGUCACCAAGGGCUUUCGGCCCCUCCCCCAUGAUGCUCUCGCCGACACCGUCUACCGCCUCACCGACCUGGAGGAAGACGAAGAGGGAGGCGACGAAGAACAGAAAUAUGACAUGAGAGGAAACCGAGGGAAGGAAGGGACAGACGCCUGGGAGAAGAAGGGAGAGGAGGAGGAAGGAGGGAUCACCUUCAAGGUGCAGUACUCAUCAACACCGGAGGAGAACAGGGAAAGGAUUAGGGAGCGUUUGCUGUUGAACGGGCCACCGGUGUCUCCCAUUUCUCCCGUUUUCGUACCAGUACCAGGCUCUCCACAGCUCCCUCUAAUCCCGAUCACCUGUGACCUCCCUAUGACCUCUAAUUCCCCCUGUGACAUCAUCAGGAGCCCGUCCCUCUUGGCUCUGCCCGCCAGUGUAACGUCCAUGGCUCCUGUCCAAUCCCAGAGCCUGACUGUCACCAGUCUUACUACUACAACAUCCUCGUCAGUUUAUAACCCGGGGAAAUGUCAGAGUUCAACGUCUUCCACCUACACCUUUACAACCUGCCGCAUCCUGCACCCCUCUGACAUCACCCAGGUCACCUCCAGUUCCCACUGUCAGUCUUCUGUCUCAGAGUACACUCCCAGCUCCAUGAGGACAGGCCCCAGCACCCCGGUGACCCCCUGCAGGCUGAGUUUGGGGGUGGACUCCUUCCCCCCUCGCCGUCCCCCUGCCCCCUGUGGCCUGGCCAAGCUGGUCCUGGAGAGGGGCAUUUCUGCUUCUCUCUCCACCGCCGAUGCCCCCCCUCCCUCUCACCUUAAAGCCCCACUCCCCCAGCGUCUCCUCCCCAGCACGCCCCCCAACUCCCCGUCCCACUCGCCGACCCCCUCGCCUGUGCCCUUUGAGUCCCGCGCCUCGGCGCCAGCCACCUGUGACAACUUCCUGGCGUCGCGUCCGGCUGAGCUCUUCCUCCAGGACGUGUAUGGGCUGAAGUUUGGCCGCACCCAUCGCCCCAACCUCCCCAGCCCCGACCCCACCUCACAUCGCCCCAACCUCCCCAGAAUCAAAGCCAAACCCGACCCCAUCAAUGUAAACUUAGUCGAGAGGCUACGCCGGCUGGGAUUGGUCAAGGUUCCCCAGGGGGUGGAGCCAUUGUCAGAGUGCCUGGUGCGUCAGGACUCGGCCACCUUCCUAGCCACAGGCGGAGGCAGCCUAUUGGACGGCCUGCGGCGGAACCAGAGCCUCCCCGCUAUGAGUGGAGUGACGCGGGGAAGCCCCUCCCACCAUCUGGGCCAGGCCCCACCUCAACCACCCACCUCCCUAGCCAUCGACCCGCCCCUCUGGGGCAACCUGAAGGGGCAGCGCUCUGUCCGCUCUAGGCCCGCCUCCACCUCCCAUGCCCCACCCCCUUCACUCAAACCAUGAAGAAGUUAUGACACUACAGGGAGACAGGGUUUGGAGGGGAGCCAGCACUGAACAGUAGCAUUUGGGCCCCACACCCUCUCUCCUCUCUCCCCCUCCAUCCCUCCCUGCCUUGCUCCUUCUCCACAUCUCUUUUAGACUGAUAUUCGGUGAAGAAAAGGGCAACAAGUCGGGGGAAAAGUCCCUCUCCUAUUUAAUAAAUUAUUUUUAAAAGCACAAUAUUGUUAAAAAUGGAAAUGUGCAUUAAUGCCACGGUGUAUAUGCCAUUUUAAAAGCCUUAGAUUGCCUGCAAGGGGCUUUAUUAGCUGUUCCUAGCCUUGCCUGCCUUCCCCCUCCAGCCCUCUAGGAGCGCUGGAGGUAGACGUUCUCCCUGCUCUCUUCUGCUCUGCCCCUGCUACAGUAGUUAUUCAUCUGUGAGGCUCUGGAUGCUCAAAUAGAUGGGAAGAUGACCGAGGGGAUAAGUAAGUUGAUGAGGGCUUGAGAAUGUUAGAGGGAUGGGGAAGAAGAGGUAAAAAGGGGAAGUGGCAGAAUGUGACUUUGGUGUCAAGGAGAGGAAGAACAAGCAAGAGAAAGAGAUGAGGGAGAGGGAGACGAGGAGGACAGAGAUGAG
Oncorhynchus gorbuscha (pink salmon) is the source of this 4075-nucleotide messenger RNA. RefSeq names its product trafficking protein, kinesin binding 2 (gene trak2). Gene Ontology annotation, molecular function: GABA receptor binding. NCBI's taxonomy places the organism in Eukaryota, Metazoa, Chordata, Actinopteri, Salmoniformes, Salmonidae. Gene Ontology annotation, biological process: neurogenesis; anterograde axonal transport of mitochondrion. Gene Ontology annotation, cellular component: dendrite. The record is from RefSeq and is a predicted model, not a curated record.